CAGAAAAACCAGUUUUCUCUCUGAGGUCACACAAAAUCCAAGCAGGCUACGACAGUGUACGAGCUUUUGAUAAGUGUUGUUUUUAGCUUUCCUACGCGUUUUCUUCUUAAACGAAGUUAUUGGGGGCUUCUUGACGAAAGAAGUGAGUUCGCAAGACUGAGUAGGGGAACCACCCAUACAGAGUGGACAAAGUGGCUACCUGCAUCAUCGCAUUUUCCGGAUCCAUAAUCCUAUAGAAGAACCAUGAGAAAAACAGGCGCUUUUCUGACUGUGGUGGCCACGAUGGGAUUCUGCUAUCUCUACCUGUAUAAGAGAUUGGAACCCACACAUGUUCAUCGUGCAAGAAAACACGACCAAGGUGAUACAAAUCUGUGUGAAACACAGAAUCCAUGUGAGCACGGUUUCUGCGUCGUGCGGUUCGACAAGCCGAUCUGUGUCUGUGAGGACGGGUGGACCGGACCAUCAUGCUCCGUGGAAUUCAACGAAUGCCAGUCGAACCCGUGUCACCACGGCAAGUGUUUUGACGGUGUGAACAGCUACACCUGUGAGUGUAAAGAGGGUUGGAUAGGAACAAACUGUGAGAAAGAUAUCCGGCCGAAACAAGAACUUCCUUCCAACGUCAUUGCUCCGCCUGAACUUAUACCAGGUAAUAAAGAAGAGGACAGUUCUGAAGCUGUGCAAAGCGAGCAAGCAAAGAGAAUGUCGGUGUUGAACAACUACUGCAGUAGAUACCCAGAGAAAAGCUUGGAAUACCCAUCGAAGCACACCCUCGGUCAGCUGAUCGUCAACGACAAGUACAACAUCCUGUACUGUUUCGUCCCUAAAACCGGGUGCACGACCACCAAACUCGUCUUCUACAACCUUGAGAUGGGAACCAACCACACGAUGAAUACUAUAGAAGUACACAAGCACAACUUCACGUACCUGGACCAGUAUUCUGACGAGGAGAUUGAGCAGCGGCUUAGGAACUACCAGAAGUUCAUUGUUGUGCGCGAUCCACUGGAAAGAUUGCUGUCUGCCUGGAGGGACAAGUUUGUGCAUGGACGAGAUCUUCUGACUGAAAAGUUCCAAGAUAUGUGGAGCACCAUCGAAAACAAGACUAGUGAAUAUGACAUAAUCCGAAACGUUCCGUUCAAGGCCUUUCUGAAGGCUGUAGCUAUGGACAAACAUAAGUGGAAGAAUGCCCACUGGGAACCGGCAUACAAGCUAUGCAGCCCUUGUCAGGUUAAGUUCGAUUUCGUCGCCCAUACGGACACGCUGGCAGAAGACUUUCCGUUGUUCUUUCAAAAAGUGGGCAUCACGGGAAAAGACGGUUUUCUUCCACAGAAAAAGCAAACGCGAGGCGGGAAGUUCCUAGCUGAAGACUACAGGGUGAUUCCACUGGAAGACAUGCGAGCAAUUUGGAGUAUGUUCAAACCGGACUUCGACAUGUUUGGAUACUCUUUUGAAGAAGACAUCAACGGACUGUUGCAAACUAAAAACAAAAAUUAGAAGAAAGAAAAAAACAUUUUUAUUUUCGGCAUCAGACAGUAAAACUGUACACAUGAUUUUUGUUUCGUUUUUGAUCCUUGAUACCAAAAACACAUUGAUAGCUGUAUACAAUUCUUAAAUAUGUAAAGUCUAUUUUUCAUCAGUAUCUUUCCUUAAGCCAUAAAGCUAUCUUGUGGUGUAGUCUUUAUAUUCAAUGACCCAAAAGUUCACCCUUCUGUGACUAUCUUAGUUGACAGUGACUCAGACAUUGUUAUGAUUAUACAUGUUGUCCUUGUUUUAAGUAGUUAGUAUAUUCAUUGGAAUAUUGUGGGCUUGAUGCUAGUGGUAUAAGUUAAUCAUUUGUCUUAUGUGCGCUGUGUAUUAUGUACUACACAGUAUGUACCAUAUAGUAUACACGGAGUAGUAUAUAUACUACCUCGACUUUUUAAAAUAUCUUCCCCGGUAAGAAAAACAUAUUGUUCUUUUCUUAUUUGUUCUUCUGUCAGGAGCCAAUCAGAGAUUAGAAUUGCGUUAGGAUAAAAUCUUGUAAAUAUGAGACUUUUUACUUGCGCACAAUAUCAUAGGGCGAGACUUGUGUAAUAGCAUCAUUAUCUUAUUGACCUGAUUCAGAAAUCAAGUAGAUGUAGAUUGCUUUUUUUACUCACACACUAUACUAUAGGGCGAGCCUAACUAGUAUUGUGUGUUAGUGGCUUAUCGGGGAAAUAUGCCUUUUUAGUUUCACGUUUCUUUCUCUACAUGUGGCCACAUGUAUGAACUUGUGAACAUGUUUGCGUCAUAUGAUUCUCGGACUGUGUUCUGGAAUUAAGUAGAUUGAUUUGAGUUUGUGGGAAGACCUACAAAUCACAGUACCAAUACAGACUGACAUGUUCCACUGGCCUGGAUGAACAGAAGACAACAGUCAUCAUUGCUCAAAAGUAGACAUCACACCAACAUUCGCGCAAAUGAAAUAAAUCAACAUCGCGGUUACGUUUGUA
Molecule: messenger RNA, 2465 nt
Organism: Branchiostoma floridae (Florida lancelet)
Lineage: Eukaryota; Metazoa; Chordata; Leptocardii; Amphioxiformes; Branchiostomatidae
Product: carbohydrate sulfotransferase 10-like
Exons: 9
Coding region: 244-1491 (415 amino acids)
Biological process (GO): carbohydrate biosynthetic process
Cellular component (GO): membrane
Molecular function (GO): calcium ion binding; sulfotransferase activity
Source: RefSeq, a predicted model, not a curated record